This is a messenger RNA of Prunus armeniaca (apricot), 1230 nucleotides long. The record is from the annotation of a GenBank genome assembly. Lineage: Eukaryota; Viridiplantae; Streptophyta; Magnoliopsida; Rosales; Rosaceae.
AUGCUUUCGUCUCCCAUGCUUGUGCUUGUCUUUGUGGACAUGGUGGAGUUGGUAGUAAUAAUCGCUGCCUCUUUCAAACUGGUUAUGCAUGUGAUCAUUGUGAAAGUUUGUGUCGCUUAUGAUGAGAACCGUGCUUGUGAGAAGAGAAUUGGAUUGAUGGAAGCAAUGGUAGGGGACAAGGUUACUAAAGAUAUCAUAUACGAAAUCUUGCUAAGCUCUACUUUCAUCGCCCAGCAUCUCAUUCAAAACGAAGACGUUCAACUCCUCCUUCACAACCCUCAAUAUGGGAUGUACUUAUUGUACAAGGAUGACGACAACGACGAUGGCCGUUCAUCAUCUACGCUUAGAGAGUAUACCAAUCUUGACAAUCCGUACCAUCUUUACGACGGAGGGUUGGCAUCCAAGUUUGUCGGAACUUGUAAGGGUCUCGUGUGCCUUGCUGCGGAAGACAUUGACUCUACCGCAUUAGUUUGGAACCCUAGCAUCAGAAAGUUUGUGGUUUUGCCCAAGUCUGGUGUUACCUUUUGCCAUGAAUAUGAUUAUCUAGAAGCAAGCUGUGGCUUUGGCUACGACAGGAGUGCCAAUGACUAUAAGAUCUGGUCGUUAGCCACGGGCUCUUGGAAGACUCUCAAUACUGCUGCUGAUCCUGAGGAAAGUGACAUUAUGCUCCGGCCCCGGCACUUUUUUGUUAGUAAUCCGCCUGCUUUUGUCAAUGGGGCUCUGCAUUGGACUCAAGCCAGAGCGCACACCGGGAACAUUUCACUUCUGUCAUUUGAUAUGUCCGAUGAAGUAUUCGGCAAGAUAGCAAUACCACCAGAAGCUUCAGCACAAACAAUUGACCAUCUUGCUCAAGGACAUUUCAUGGUUUCAAGGUACAGAGAGUCCCUUGCAUAUUAUGAAACCUCUCGGGAGCGGAAAGGAAGUGUUGGUUGGGGCCUUCUUCACAUUCACAUGUGGGUGAUGGAAGAGUAUGGUGUGGCCAAAUCAUGGGCUAAACGAUUUGCAAUAUGCCUGGAUCUGGAUCUAGGCGUUUCUAGACUGAUUGGUUGUAGAAAAAGUGGUGAAGUUGUUCUCAGAGUGAUGGAUGACGACGGUGCAUAUCGGUCUGUGAACCCUAAGACCAAGCAAGUUAAGAGACUUCGAAUUGAAGGACAAUGGAUUUAUGAGGUCAUGGAUGCUUUAACAGAGAGCGUUGUCUUGCUUGACCAGCCUAAUGUAUUUACAUACUAA